GCCAGUCGGUGCGGCUGCGGUGAGAAUGAACUGUGUGAGGCAGCAGGACCGACAUGUGUUGCUCUAGCGAAAAUGGGUGAAAAUGUUGAUUUUUGACGGAUGACUUUUUUUUGGCAUCGACGGAUUGAGAUGGAUCGGGACACCAGCGACGGUAACUGAUUGAUGAGAGUUGAUUAAAAAAACAGAAGCGAUGAUAAACUCAGGCAUACAAAAGCCACCGUUGGCCCCAAAACCAAAGCUGGCUCAGACCCAGAGGCCAAGCCCGUCUCCCUCAACCCCCAGAAGAGACUGCCUCGCACUCCCAUCUCCCGGCACUCCGAGGAGGGUCAAACCAGUUCUGGCCCCCAAACCCUGCCUCUCCAAACUCACCGCUGCCUCUGCAUCCAAACCACUCGCUUCAAAGAGCCCGCUCCAAACAUCUGUAACAGAAAGCCCACGCAUCGACGGUCUUCUUAACUCCCAAAAUGGAAUACAGCAAGAGAACAAAAAGCCGGAUUGGGAUUAUAUUAUUCCUAUUUGUUUGUGUAGCCAGGAACACUGCAUGUGCAUCAGGAACACAUCAGCAACCAGAAGGCUUCCUGCUACAUCAUCUCGAGGAACUGUGGACAACAGCGUAGAGAAAACAGACAAUGCUAAAUGCAACGGGGUGAACACAACCACUAAGACUCGCCUCACAAACCAUAAACCUCAUCAAGAAUCAUGUACUUUAGAUAAACCUCUCAACGCUGACAUCAACAGCUGCAGUCCUGAGGUGACUGUAAGGCCGUCCCUUCCUCACAGAACAUGGAGCGAUGAGGCAAACGGUAACGUAAUACCUCAGAGUCCACCUGGGCGUGGACCAGAGGAAGAUGCUCUUGGCUCAGAGCAGAUACCUUGUGUCCCCCAGCCCAAACCAGUCCCAGCAGCCUCUAGGAAGCCCAGCCCUCUCCCUGUGCCACGGAAACCCAGGAUGGCUGGGCUGGCCCGUCAGGAAAAGGUGAAGGAGGAGGGUGGAGAGAUUGUAAGCCAGGAAGGGAGGGAAACGAACGUCAAAGAGGUGACGGUGUCAUCGGAGGGGAAAGGCGGCUCAUCACUGUCUGUCAGUGUACCUGUCGGGAAAAAGCUGCCUAUGUUUCUGUCCGCCAGGAAAGCCUGCCCUCAGCCAGCUCCUCCGCCCAGGAAAAAGCCUUUACUGUCUGCACCUGAGAAAGCAGAAACCCCUGCUCCACCGACUCCACCGACUCCCCCAACGGAUGUGGAGGAAGAAGACCUGGGUUGGGACACCAGCAUCCAGGAGAUGGAGGUAUCGGUUGACAAGGAGGAUGAAGAGGUGGAGAAGGAAGGAACGCAUGAUGAGGAGGCAGUCUACAAUGACUUCACACAUAGUCCUCCUUCUAGCAGUCCGCUCAAUCAGCCGGAGCUGAACCAGCCUCCUGCCGUCAGUGUGGCAACGGAGGACCAGGUGGUCAAGGUGCCUCCUAACAAGCCCCAGAGAAACAGCAGCCCGAUGGCACAGAUGCAGAGGAAGGAAUCUUCUGAGGAGAAAGAAGAGUGUAAACUAGGAGAGGAUGAGAAAAGACAGGGACCCCCUUUACAGGAUCAUGUUUUGAAGGACAGAGUGAUGAAGGAGCUUCCUUUGCCUCCGGUCGAGAAGACGAGCAGAAAGAUCUUAACAGCUGGAAUCAUGAAGCCCUCUCGGUCCAGCCUGGGCAAGCAGAGAGCCAAGUCGUUCUCUAGCGCCGACCUACUUCGCUCCGACGGACAGAAGAGGAACUCUUUCCGGAGACUGCUGGACUUGAAGCUCACUGUGAAGAUGCUUCCGAAGCUGAAAGCGAAAGGAGGCCAGAGCUCAGACUGCACGGCGAAUGGCAAUGAACAAAAUGUGGACAGGGACCAAGACGGGCGUCAAAACCUCCACGGGGACGCCGGGGCUCAACGUAAAUUCUCCCUCCCGCUGAUUGGAGUAGAACAAAGCGUGGACGGAGAUGAUCUUUCCCCUGGACCAGAACAAGAAGUUUACUAUGAGAACGUGCCUCACUAUGAAGAGAUAUCAGACUACAUGAACGUGCAUGUAGAAAGGGCGGUUACAUCUCCUCGGACCUCCGUCUCAAAGCUUGCAGACUGGCAGUAUAAUGAUGAAGGCAUUUAUGAGGAGCAGGAGCCGUAUAUGUCCUUUGAGAAACACACUGGACAGCAACAGUGUCAGACGCCUACAGACUGUGACAGAAGCUCUGUGGAUGAGGAGGUGACGCCCCUGAAUGAGUUCCUCUCGGAUGAGGACAUCUUGGCCAACACCUCAGAGGACGAGGACGAUAACAGCUCCAUCUCGAGUAAAGGAGACCCCGAGCAGCCAGAGGAGAGUCCGACGCAGAGUUCACAGAAGAAGAGCAAGAUUCACCACAUCGCCACAGAAAUCAUGAGCUCUGAGAGUGUGUUUGUUGAUGUCCUGAAGCUGCUACAUGUUGACUUCCGUGACGCCGCAUCCACAGCGUCUCGUCAGAGUGGGAAGCCCGUGAUCGAGGAGCGUCUUCUCAACCAGAUUCUGUACUACCUCCCACAGCUCUACGAACUCAACCAAGACCUGCUCAGAGAGCUGAAGCAGAGAGUAGCCAAAUGGGAUGAGAAUGCUCAGCUUGCAGACAUCUUCCUGAAGAAAGGGCCUUAUCUGAAGAUGUACUCCACAUACAUCCGCGAGUUUGACAAGAAUGUGGCUCUACUGGUAGAGCAGAGUAAGAAGAACCCGGCAUUCGGCGCAGUGGUUCGGGAAUUUGAGGCCAGUCCACGCUGUGCUAACUUGGCUCUGAAGCAUUACCUACUGAAGCCUGUUCAGAGGAUUCCUCAGUAUCGGCUGUUGCUCACAGACUAUCUAAAAAACCUGUCUGAAGACUCACUUGAUUACAAAGACACACAAGCUGCUCUUGAAAUAGUGAAGGAGGUGGCCAAUCAUGCCAACGACAUCAUGAAACAAGGGGAUAACUUCCAGAAGCUGAUGCAGGUGCAGUGCAGACUGAACGGCCACCAUGAGAUAGUCCAACCUGGACGGAUCUUCCUGAAAGAGGGCAGCCUGAAUAAGCUGUCAAGGAAGGGCAUGCAGCCCAGAAUGUUCUUCCUGUUUAACGACACACUGCUGUACACCACUCCUGUCCAGUCAGGCCAGUACAAGGUCAACAACAUGUUGUCUCUGGCUGGGAUGAAGGUUAGCAAACCAAGCCAGGAGGCCUAUCAGAAUGAGCUGAACAUCGAGAGCGUGGAGCGCUCCUUCAUUCUCUCAGCGAGCUCAGCUACAGAGCGAGAUGAAUGGCUUGAGGCCAUCUCCACGGCGAUCAGUGACUACACCAAGAAGAAGAUCAGCUUUAUAUCUGGCAAACCUCCAGAAGAGGUGGAGCUGAGAGAUGAUGGUGUUCCUUUGGGAUCCAAAGCCCCUAUAUGGAUCCCUGACCCACGUACCACCAUGUGUAUGAUCUGCACCUGUGAGUUCACCCUCACAUGGAGGAGGCAUCACUGCCGUGCAUGUGGAAAGGUGGUGUGCCAGUCAUGUUCCUCCAACAAAUGCUGUCUUGAAUACCUAAAGAACCAGAUAGCACGAGUGUGUGACCAGUGUUUCCCUGUUCUGCAGCUGCAGAAAAGUGAACGAGCCCAAACAGCAGCCAUAUCCCCUGGAAACAGAGCUACCUUUGCUUUCAGCAGGAAGCAGAAGAAGAUACCCGCAGCACUCAAGGAGGUCACAGCAAGUACAGACAACUCCUCCAUGAGUGGGUACCUGCAGAGGUCAAAGAGCAGUAAGAAGCAGGGGAAGAGGUUGUGGUUCGUUAUCAAAGACAAGGUCCUGUAUACAUACGCUGCAAGUGAGGAUGUUGCAGCCUUAGAGAGUCAGCCUCUCUUAGGGUUUAUGUUGAAAGAUGAUUCAUCACAGAAGUUACAGUUUAAGCUUUACCACAAAAACACACUUUACUACAAUUUUAAAGCUGAUGAUCUCCAAACAGCACAGAGAUGGAUCGACUCAUUCAAAGAUGCCACGGUGCUUUAAUAUUGGUUUACAGUGUGUAGCUGUUCCAACAUACUGUUUUACCUCAGUUCUCUCUGAAUUCUGCAAAAAGCAUCUGAAGACACAAUAAUAGUUGCACUGAAAUAAAUUCCAAAUAUAUUGUUGUAUUGCUUUUAUCAGUGUAGUUACCUGUUAGAUAGUUGAAACAGCAGGUAUUAGCUGUGUUAGUUUUGAAUGUUACACAUUUUUUUCCAUUUACACUUAGUUUUGGCUGCAAUUUUAAAAUCAUAUGCCACAAUGAUCUGUACCUAUUUGACUUUUUUAGUUACAUUUUCUUUUUUUUUUGUAACCACCUUGCAUAGAUUUGUUAAUAAAAGAUUAUCGUCAAUAGAUUUAUAAUGGAUAAUGUCAUAACAUUUUGCUCGACAUUUACCAAGUAAUUUUUAGACAAAUCAUAUUUAAUGUUUGUUGUUGUGAGAGAAUUCCUUUAUUUCACACCAGUUUGUGUCUUGUUGUAGAGCAAACAAUGUUCAGGCAUCAUGCUUGUGUAAGAAACUUUCACCUGACAUUAUUAUUCUUUCUGUGACUCCGAGUCUAUUUUAAGAGUUUUCAGGGGAUUUCCACUGUUUGGACCAUUAACCGUACAAUUAUGGGUAUUGCACUUAAGUAACUCAACCGGUUGUAUAUAUUAUGUACCUACACAUGUGUCUUCUGUAAAUAAAGAAAAUUGUAAAUUAAAUGUCAUCUAAUC
This is a messenger RNA of Anoplopoma fimbria (sablefish), 4715 nucleotides long. Its product is annotated as FYVE, RhoGEF and PH domain-containing protein 6-like. Gene Ontology annotation, molecular function: guanyl-nucleotide exchange factor activity; metal ion binding. Gene Ontology annotation, cellular component: cytoplasm. The transcript is spliced from 21 exons. The record is from RefSeq and is a predicted model, not a curated record. Lineage: Eukaryota; Metazoa; Chordata; Actinopteri; Perciformes; Anoplopomatidae. Bases 191 to 4006 code for a protein of 1271 amino acids.